Molecule: messenger RNA, 375 nt
Organism: Cooperia oncophora
Lineage: Eukaryota; Metazoa; Nematoda; Chromadorea; Rhabditida; Trichostrongylidae
Source: the annotation of a GenBank genome assembly
AUGAAGCAGAACAGAGUCAGACCUAACCAAGCCGAUGUUGAAUGGAAAUUUGCGCGAAGUAAACUUUUUGUUGAAUACUUUGAUGAUACGGCCACAUUACCGCCACCGUUCAAUAUCAUUCCCAGCCCAAAGAGCUUCUACUACGGACUGAAAUGGAUUUUCGACAAGUACUGCAGUUGCUCAAAAGCGAUUCGAGCCGGAAAACAGCGCAGUAUGAGGAAUCAAAAAAUCCUUCGCGUCGUCAAUGACCUUGAGAGCAAUUACCGCUUCGUCACCCGUAAUCUCAUCAAGCGCUACAUUGCUCAAAUGCAACGGAUGAAGCAACAAAACGAGGGUGUCAGCGAGGAUGACGUCAACGAAAUCAAGCAGGUAUAG